This is a messenger RNA of Cyclopterus lumpus (lumpfish), 3464 nucleotides long. RefSeq names its product hepatocyte growth factor (gene hgfb). Gene Ontology annotation, biological process: proteolysis. Lineage: Eukaryota; Metazoa; Chordata; Actinopteri; Perciformes; Cyclopteridae. The record is from RefSeq and is a predicted model, not a curated record. The coding region runs from base 140 to 2278 and encodes 712 amino acids. Gene Ontology annotation, molecular function: serine-type endopeptidase activity; signaling receptor binding. The transcript has 18 exons.
GAGGGAGGCGAGGAACUACUUAGAGAGGAGACGCAUCAUCUGUGCAGUGGUGGAAGCAACAUCUCACAGUUGCAGUCCGACAGCACAGCAAGCAGCAUUUUCCCUUUUGUGUCUGACACUGUGGCUCCGUGACGCGGCGAUGUGGAUUUACACGCUCAUUGUCGGACUCUUCGUCAUUUCUUAUUCUGAGGGCAAAAGAAAUGCACUCCAGGACUACCAGAAGACUGAUGCUGUACGGCUGGUUGUUGUGUCUCCCGAUUCCUCUCCGCUGACCAAAAGCAAGAAGCUGAGCAUGGCAAAGUGUGCCAAAGUCUGCAGCCGCAACAGAAGACUUCCGUUCAGCUGCAGAGCAUUCCUCUAUGAUCAUAACAACAGGAAAUGCCAGUGGCUGUCGUUUGACAGUAACUCACCAGGAGCUCUGAGUCAACAGGACUUCAACUACCAGCUGUAUCAAAAGAAAGACUAUGUGAGGCAGUGCAUUGUGGGUACAGGGGAGAGCUACAGGGGGCAGAGGUCGGUGACAGUGAGCGGGAUCCUGUGCCAGGUCUGGGCCUCUCCUAUUCCCCAUGAACACAAAUUCAUGUCUAGAUUCAGGAAAAAGGAUCUCAGAGAAAACUACUGUCGCAACCCAGACAACUCCACCAUUGGCCCAUGGUGCUUUACCACUGACCCACGGCCACACCUCAGACACCAGGAGUGUGGCAUACCACAGUGUUCACAGGUUGAGUGUAUGAACUGUAAUGGGGAAGAUUAUAGAGGACCCAUGGACCACACAGAAAGUGGAAAGGAAUGCCAGCGCUGGGACCUGGAUGAUCCACACAAACACCUGUACCACCCCAAAAUGUACCCUGACAAGGGCCUGGAUGAUAACUAUUGUAGAAACCCAGACGGACGCCACAAACCCUGGUGCUUUACCACGGACCCAAACACACCCUGGGAGUACUGCAACAUCAAAGUUUGUGAAACGUCUCCUCAAAGUAAUGUGGUGGAAACAACCGAGUGUUACCAGGGCAGAGGAGAGGGAUAUCGGGGGACAGUAGACGUGAUGCCCAAUGGGCUCAUCUGCCAACGCUGGGACUCCCAGUACCCCCAUAACCACACAUUCAUACCUCAAGCCUACCCCUGCAAAGACUUGAGAGAAAACUACUGUCGGAAUCCAGAUGGCCAAGAAUUCCCGUGGUGCUUCACAACGGACCCAAGAGUCCGCACAAUGUUCUGCACCGACAUCCCGCAGUGCGGCACCCAAAACAAGCCUAUCAGUGAAUGCCAUGAAGGCUUUGGGGAGAAUUACCAAGGAGAGCAGUCAAGGACGAGAUCAAACCUGCCCUGUGCUCCUUGGAGAGACCACAGCAACAGUGGCGAAAGGGGCAUGCUGACGGCUGGCCUGGAGGGCAGCUACUGCAGAAACCCUGAUAAAGACAAGCAUGGUCUUUGGUGUUACACCAACAACUCGGCCCUUCCCUGGGACUACUGUAAUAUCAAACCAUGUGAUACUUCACAGAACACCAUUCCACUGGGUGAGCUGUCCUCAGUGGGGUGUUUUGUCCAUAAAAGAACCAGGAUUGUGGGCGGAGGUCCAGUGGGCAUAUCAGACGGCAGCUGGAUGGUCAGCAUACAGAAAGGGUCGCAGCACUGGUGUGGAGGUUCACUAAUACGAGAGGAGUGGGUACUCACUGACAGACAAUGCUUCUCCUCAUGUGUUCCAGACCUCAGUGAGUAUCGGGUGUGGCUGGGAGUCUCAGAUAUUCAAGAAGGCACUCCUGACUGGUCCAAGAGACAGGAAGUGAACAUAGCUCAUGUGAUAUGUGGUCCUGAGGGCUCCAGUUUAGCCCUCAUAAGGCUGUCCAAGCCUGCCCUCCCUGCAGACAAUGUCCAUACACUUCAGCUCCCCGUGGCAGGGUGCUCCAUCCCAGAAGGAACAAUAUGUAAAAUGUAUGGAUGGGGGGAGACAAAAGGCACUGGCCAUGAUGACUUACUGAAGGCGGUCGACCUGCCGAUUGUUAGUAAUGUGAGGUGCAGAGAAAUGCACCGAGGGAACCUCCACAUCACCAACACCAAGAUCUGUGCAGGAGGCAAGAGAAAUGAGGGAGUGUGUGAGAGGGAUUACGGCGGUCCUCUCGUGUGUCAGGAUGGUGAGAUAAGGGUUAUUGUGGGAGUGAGCGUUCAUGGCAGAGGCUGCGCUCGGGCCAACCAGCCUGGCAUUUUCAUCAAUGUGCCCUUCUACACACAGUGGAUCUACAAGGUCUUCAAAUAUUACCCCAACCGAGAGAUCAUCUAGAGACUCAAUAGAGAUUAGAUCAAACCCAGAGCCUCUACUUCUGUAAAUCCAGCUGUGCACUCAGGACACCUGGUUUUCAUGCUGUCCAUACCUGCAUAGCCCACGAUACAAACAUGACCAAAGCACUCUGAAUGUUGAUGCAUGAGGAAACACUGUGAUUUAAACACUUAGAAAACAGAUCCCUUGAGUUGGGAGCAGGCAAGGCAAACAUUUGGUUUCAUUAAUUUGACAUGGUUCUCUUUUGGUAGCAAAUUCACCAGAGUGGCAUGUGUGUAUGUGAAUACUCUUGAUUCCUGGUUUUACUUGAAUGCUUUAACACCAAAGUGCAGUGGUUUAGCCGCUCCUUUUGAAGAGUACAUCAAUGGGCCACUUAAAAAACAUGGUAGGGCAAUGUGAAGGGCACUCUUGUCAAGCUUCAUCCAUAUCCAGGGGACUUAGAUAAAGUGGUCCUUACUGUACAUAUCAUUUUAAUGAGUGUAUUUGUGACACUCCGAAUGUAAUUUGGGUCUUAUAGAUCUAUAAUGAGAGGAAUUAAUGGUGUGUUAGGCAGAUAAAUAAUAUGACGUACCGAAAAAACAAAAUUAACUCAAUUUUCAGUAUUUUAAUGUUAUCACAAAGCCAUUGACUGUAUAUAUGAAUGGGCUCUUCACAUUUUGUGGCGAUGAAAUGCAUUUUUAGCUGGCCAACUUUAAAGGAUUUGAUAAAAAAGCUGAACAUGAAACAUUACUGUGUACACACAAGUUAUUUCUAUACAUCAUCAAAUAUUUCCUUUAAACUCAUGUGUUAAUUAAUUGUGUAGGUGUGUGUUCGAGUGUGUGUGUGUGCGUGUGUAGUUUUUCUGGAGCAGUGUCAAAGAAAACUGCAGAAGGGUUGUGUGUGUGUGUGUGUGUGUGUGUGUGUGUGUGUGUGUGGUUAAGCCACAGCUGAAUGAAUUAUCCCCCACACUCAUCUGCAUUAUGUUGAUUGAGAAAACAUUUCUGUUUGUAUGUGUAUGCACUGAAAGAUGCUGCAAGCUGCGAUAUUCUACAGGUUGUACAGUACUGUCAUCUGUUCUCUGUAUAAUGUACAUUCACUAUACAUUUCAUGUAAUUUUAUCCAAUAUGCUAAAUGUUAAACUCAAUUUCAGCAAUUAUUUUAAAUGUUUUUAUGAUGUAUGUCACUAUAUUAAAUGCUUUUGUUAAAUCUA